AUAUUCUUCUAGGGUUCCAAAUCAAAAUCAGUUUAAGACAAUCAGAAAUUAAACACAAAUUCAAUCAGCCAAUCGAUCGAUACAUACAUUUGUUUGAAAUUGAUCAAUCUGAUUGCACAGCUCUCAAGUAUUCCGAUAAGUAAAUACAAUUUUUUACUGCAGAGAGUCUAAUCGAUUUCAAUAAAUGGCGUUGCACUCUAGCCGUAUGACUCAAGACCAGAACUUUAGUAUACAAUUCGAUUGUGGAAUGAAGACCAUUGGGUCUACUGUUCAGAAGAAGAAAGCAGGUUUUGGAACAAGGAAAGCGCUUAACGAUAUAUCAAACUCAGGGAAGCCAUCUGCACUGCAGUCGUCAAGAAAACAGAAUGUAAAGAAUGUGAUUCCGAUUGGAGAAGAUCUUGGUGUAGCGAAGAAGGCUCAGGUUUCUGUUCGGGGGAAAGGCAAAGUUAGUGGGAGAAAAGCGCUUGGUGAUCUUACAAACGGGGCGAAACCAUUUGCUCAGCAGCAGCAGCUGCAGCAGAAGAGUGUUAAGAAGAAGAUUCAAGGAAAGCAGUUGAUAACUGUUGCUGAAGAUGAGGACUUCUCCUUCCCCAUUGCAGAAGAAGGCUUUUUGCACAAUCAUGAUGAAUGUAUCAAGUCACGGAAUAAAGCUCUGGACUUGGAUGAGUUCUUGAAAGCCGUUGGGUUAGAUAGUAGAGAUACUUGUGUUCAGCCUGUUUCGACUUACAAUCCAAAGGCUGAAAAUCCCUACGACCUCUUUGAGAUUGAAGAGAUAACUGAGCUGAUAACAGAAUAUCGACCUCGUGGAGGGCAAAGUUCCCCGAUUUUUGGAAGCCCAGAUUCCCCAAGGAUGUCCUAUAUGAACAUGAAGGACUAUGAUGACUUUCCAAGCUUCAUCUUGGCCGAGACACCAUGAAGGUUCAAGUAGUGUGUCUAAUGUGAUUCUGUCCGUUUAGUAAUCUGUAGAAACUAUAUGCCAAUAGUUUCUUAUCUCAUACAAUUUACAUAAACAAGUCCCAUCUCUAGUAUUUUAGUUUGUGGUUGUUUUGCAGUCAAACUAUUGACUGUUGUAGUGUAAUGCAAAGUCUUGUAUUCGAUCAUGUUGGCAAGAUGUUGAAAAUUAAUAUUUUAAUAAAAGCUAUUGUUUUGGCCAA
Messenger RNA from Erigeron canadensis, 1154 nucleotides. RefSeq names its product protein PATRONUS 2-like. The record is from RefSeq and is a predicted model, not a curated record. The transcript is spliced from 6 exons. Lineage: Eukaryota; Viridiplantae; Streptophyta; Magnoliopsida; Asterales; Asteraceae. Gene Ontology annotation, biological process: regulation of mitotic cell cycle. The coding region runs from base 185 to 916 and encodes 243 amino acids.